Ruditapes philippinarum (Manila clam) is the source of this 7473-nucleotide messenger RNA. RefSeq names its product sushi, von Willebrand factor type A, EGF and pentraxin domain-containing protein 1-like. The transcript has 26 exons. NCBI's taxonomy places the organism in Eukaryota, Metazoa, Mollusca, Bivalvia, Venerida, Veneridae. The record is from RefSeq and is a predicted model, not a curated record. Gene Ontology annotation, molecular function: calcium ion binding. Bases 149 to 4795 code for a protein of 1548 amino acids.
UAUAUAACGGGAAAAGCAUUUAGUCUAAUGUUUGAAAAAUAAACUGUAUGAUUUUUAUAAGACAGACGCUGCUUUAUAUAGCCACGUGACUUUCAUUUUAAUUUUUCAAUGCACGCAGGGCAAAUGACAGAUAAAGAAUUCAGUUUGUAUGCAAAUAACAAUGUUUGUAAUAACUUUAAUUUUAAUGUGCUUUAUCAUAAAUAUUGAAAGAGUGGAAACUUUUGAGAAUGAAUGUGAAAUCUCUGGAAUAAAGGAACAUAUUUCAAAUUGCGUAUUAAAUGGAAAUGCUGUACGCCCUGAGCUUCUGACAUCCGGGAGAUUACCGACAGACACCACCUGCCUGACAAAAUCUCAUGCGGGCUUCACUCGGCAUAGAUGCAAUGGAACUACAUGGGUAAAUUUGCAAGGUGGGGAAGAAAGAAUUGUCCGCUCUAAACGACAUACCAGGGGACUAUUUUGGGACAUCUUCCGUAAUGUUGAAGAAAGGGUGUUUGGAAAAGUUUCAGGCGGACUAAAAUUUGACAGUGAUGUAAGAGAGUAUUGUCACAGAAUGCAUUUGGAUUUGACGCAAAAAGGUUCGAACUUUGUGAGUGAGUCACGUGUUAAAAGAACAGCCGAACCUCUCCGAAUAUAUGCUCAAGCAAGUUGGCCCGAACCGAAAGUCAAAGAUUUUAGAAAAAGAGGAAUAAAACAAAUAAUGAGAUAUGGUCGUCCACCAAACAGCUAUUUCCCAGAAGAUAGAACCACUGUGACCUACGUUGCUAAAAACUGGCACGCUGACAUCUGGUUUUAUAGAGUCCGCAUUGACGUUACAAUCGUCCGUUGUCCUUCAAUCAAUAAGAUUGAAAAUGGUUACUUUCAAUGUCACCCCGUGACAGAAUUUAUCCGUGGAGCUAGAUGUAAAUUCGGAUGUUACCAAGGAUUUCAGCUAAAGGGCACUGAUCAUGCGGAAUGUCAAGUUGAUGGUCAAUGGAGCCCUGCUAAGAUGCCUAUAUGUGAACCUCUUAAAUGCCCUGAUCCUCCAGUUGUCACCGGUGCUGGAGUGCCUUCCUGUACUAACGGUGUUAGUUUCCGCAGUAUAUGCUCGUACACGUGUUCUACACGUGGUUUUGAUAUGCCUCAAGGUGUCAGCAGCGCACUUGUUUGCACAAACUCACGCACAUGGAGAAAGCAUGGUGAACCAAAAUGCGUUGAUAUGGAAGACCCGGUAUUUACAUAUUGUCCAAGCAUGGUAUUGGUCGGUACAGAAUCCGGAUUGAAUUCAGCAAAGGUGACAUGGAGAUUGCCGGAAGUAACGGAUAAUAGUGGACGUGCACAGACUGUAAUACAAACUAACAAGCCGCCUGGAUCAAGGUUCGAUGCCGGCAUAUACAACGUCAAGUACUCUGCAAAGGACGACGCAGGAAACUGGGUUGAUGCUGAAAGAAGAUGUUUCUUCAAUGUACAAGUAAAACAUAUUUCGUGUCACGUGUUAUAUCCAACACCCUGGGUUCAUUUUCAUUGUCCGACUGGGUACCGGAGCGGCUCGUCGUGUAAUGUGACAUGUGAUCCCGGGAAGAAGUUGGUAGGUGCUAGCAGUGUAAGAUGUGAAAAGAGGAAUCAAACCGUGCUGUUCGGAUCCUGGAACUGGCGAAACGGGACUCAAACCACCUGCAAUAGCACAAACAAGUGUGUUCCUCUUGUCCCACCCACAAACGGUGCCGUCGUCUGCGACAACUGGGAAGGCGGGAAAUUCUGUCAGGUACAGUGCAAGAAAGGAACGGAAAUGUCAAGCGUCAGUCUGAAUACAUUAUACGUGUGUAAAUCAACAGAUGUCUGGUCAGAACAUCCACCAGAUAUAAAAACAUGCAGGGUUGUUCAAAAGCGUCGUAAGAGACAUUUUAUAGAUGCGGCAAUAGAAUACUAUUACGAUGGCGAUUGUACAAAUGAAACUACUAAACAAGAAAUAGCUAGAAACUUCAUAAAAGCUCUACAAUCAAACGAUCACUACAAAGAUCUUUGCUCUACCGAUUGCAGCGCAAGUAAUGUUCAGAUUACAUGUGGUGCUUCGAAAAGGCGCAGACGAUCUCAAACUAAUGGCACAAGUGAAGACAUUACGACUAGAUCUAUCAAAUUAAACAUCAAACUCCCAAUAGAAACUCCUGCAGAUGAUGAUAUUGAUACAAUUGAAGAACAAUGUGUAGAACUUCUUAAUAACGUUGAGAUCAUUGUAAAAGAAAAGGAAAGGGAAAUCUUUAAUGAAAUAAUAGUCAGUCAACUGAAGUUUUCAAGCAAUGGUUUACAGACAGUGUGUGACGAAGGAUCAGUAAAAUCAGAGGAAAGUCUUAACUGUAUCGAUUGUCCGGAAGGUACAUUCUACAAGAAAACGAUAGGUGGCGCAGUAUGUCGCGCAUGCGCAAAAGCAACAUACCAAGAUGAAGAGGCACAGACAAUGUGCAAGCCGUGUCCAGAAAGGACAACGACACUUAAUGUUGGUAGCACAUCACCAGAUGAUUGCCAAGAUGCUUGUGAUCCUGGUACAUUUUCUCAAGAUGGACUUUUGCCUUGUUCUCCUUGUGCAGUAGGCUACUAUCAGUCCAUGUACGGACAAUCCAAGUGUGUGCCAUGCCCUGUCUCUAUGACAACAUCCUCAUUUGCUGCUGUGUCUGUAACUGAGUGUAAAAAUUUCGACAUAACAUUCAUACCCGAGGAAGGGUCGCAAGUUAAUCUAACAUUUCAAGACAGUAUUGCACUAAAUGACUUUACUCUGGAUGUUUGGAUACAACUAAAUGACGUUAAUGAAGAAACAUCUGAGAAUGAAAAUACAACUGUCACAUUAGUUUUCUUAAAUGAAAAUAAAGAGGAUAUCUUGAGAAUACCAUUUGAACGAACAGACAUGAACUAUAAUUUCAGUGAUACAUCGACAGAACUUAGAGUACCAGUUCUUGAUUACAGAUGGCACCGUGUAAUAUUGAGAAGCCAUUCAUGCAACAUUGCUGUUUCAGUAGAUAACAAUACUAUAAAUAUAGAUUCUUAUAGCCCUACAUGCAACAAGUUGAGAACAAAGUCGAUUUCAAUAGUAGCAGGUAAUGGUACCAAAGGAAGUAUUUCACAACUUAAUGUUUGGCAUGGAAAUCAAGUUUUCGAAGAGGAACGUAAAUGUUUCAGUCGAGAAGUUGGAAAUGCUCUGUCCUGGAAAAAGUUUGAAGAGGCUGAUCUGAUUGGUGCUUAUAUUAAGGUUCCAAGCCAGUGUGACGAUUUCGACAACUGUGCCGAUUCCCCUUGUUUGAAUGGUAUUUGUCGAGAUAUUCUGAAUGGGUAUGAAUGUCAAUGUAACAAAGGUUUUAGAGGAGUUCAAUGUGAAGAGAAUAUAGAUGAUUGUGUAGUCAACGUUUGUAUCAAUAAUGCAACAUGUAUUGAUGGAAUAGCCAACUAUACGUGCCUUUGUCCUGUUCAUUUCACGGGCCAUCUUUGUGAAAUUGAAAUGGUUGAUGGUAUAUGGAAUGAAUGGAGUAGUUGGUCAGAAUGUUCAACAACAUGUGGACCUGGUACAAAGAAACGGAAAAGACUUUGUAACAAUCCAUCGCCUGAUAAUGGAGGUAAAAACUGUACAGGGAAUGAUUACGAUUUCACUGAUUGCGACAAUCCCAAUUGCACAGUAUGUCCACAACUAGAAGAGCCCGACAACGGUACCCUGAAAUGUGAAAAUGACACUGAAUCUAUUAACUGCACUGUUUCAUGUGAUAACGGAUUCGACUUUGACGAGGAACCUUUAGAGUUAUAUUACUGUGGUCCGGACACAUUCAACGAAUGGAACUUUCAGUCGGGUGAAAAUUCGCAAAGACGCUUACCUAAAUGCGUCGAGAUAAAGGUGCCCAAAGAAAUGAAAUUGAUAUAUAUUGCACAGUACCGUGAUUUGUAUUGUGAAAAUAUUGAAAAGUUGUCUGACAUUAAAGAGAAAAUUGACAACGUUGUACAGGCUGUUGUGAAGACUACGACAUGUAUUGAUAGUAAAUCAUGUGAAAUCAAAUAUGAUGGAGUAACCAACUGUUAUAAUAAAACACAUUGGAAACGCUCAGAACGACAGGCUGGAUUUGGUCUACAAAUCAUUGGCCGUUCAGAAAACAAUACAGAUGAUUUCCUAGCGGACCUCGAGGGUGCGUAUGACAUUAUCCAACAAGCAGCAGACGACGGCAAGUUUACAGUUGAGGCGGGAAAAGAUAUCUUUGAAUUAGAUCUGAAUUCCACUAGCAUCAAUGGUGAAGUUGUGUGUAAACCUGGGCAGAUGAGAAUAGACUACUAUUGUGUACCGUGUGGAAAGGGAGCAUAUUUGGACGUCAAUCUGUGCAGACCAUGCCCUAUAGGGACAUACCAGGACAAGAUAGGACAGCUAGAGUGUGUCAAGUGUCCUCCUGAUAAACUUACCAUUGGUAUACGGUCAACUUCAGUGGACGAGUGUAACGUACAAGAACAGAAAGCUGAUGAUGCUGAUCUCACAGUUGUUUGGACAGUUGUUGGGGUUAUUUUAGGGCUGGUCGCUGUACUUGUUAUCCUUGCACUUCUGUAUAAAGUAUACAAGUCAAGGCGCGGUAACCUUUUGUUCUCAAAACCAGGGAACUUUGAGAUGCAUGUGGCUGAACAUGUACCAGAGAAUUCUAAUGAAGAAAGCUCAAUUCCUAUUCUGCUGCAUAAGAAAGACAUUCAUUCAAGUCAAGAAGAUAAAAUGGACAAAAAGAAUGUUACAGAAGAAGAGAAAGAAGAAAACGAGGAAACUCCGAUGAUAGAAACGCAAAGCGGAGACGCAACUCCUGAUUAACAAAGAGUGAGUGGAGUACCGCACUAAAUGCCGUAUCCCGGUAUACACCGGAUAAGGUGCUUUCAAGAAUGAUUAAAUACUAAAAUAUUAAAAUAUCGCCUUUUCACUCGCCGAAAUGCACUUUAAGACGACUAAUUAAGGUCCUUAACAUUGAUUUAUAUACGAUAAUGAAUGAAAAAUGUAAGAAUUGGCGAAAAAGGUGAUAUUUUCUACUUUUUGAACAUGAUUUCUGCAAGUGUCUAGAGGUACUGCUCCAAACCUGUAGUGAACAAAGACUGAAAUUUGCUCUUUAUAUACAGAUAUCUUGUAUAUAAGAUUCGUAAUAGACAAUGCUCAUAAACUAUUUUACUAAAAAUCCGUAUUAAUAGUAUAGAAAACUGACAUGGUCAAUGGCACAGGGUAAUUUGUCAUUAUUUGUAUAAAAUAUAUCUUACAAUUAUUAUGCCCCCUCUUCAAAGAAGAGGGGGUAUAUUGCUUUGCAUUUGUAUGUCCGUCGGUCCGUAGACCAAAUGGUUUUCGAGUAAUAACUAAAGAACCCUUAGGCCUAGGAACUUCAAACAUGGUAUGGUAAUUGGUCAUGACCAACUUGGUAUGGUGAUUGGUCAUGACCAGUAGAUGACCCCUAUUGAUUUUGGGGUCAAGGGGUUAAAGGUUAAGAUAAGAUUGACCUUGUAAGUAUAAACGGCUUCCGAUUAAUAACUAAAGAACGCUUAGGCCUAGAAACUUCAAACUUGGUAUGGAGAUUGGUCAUGACCAGCAGAUGACCCCUGUUGAUUUUGGGGCCAAGGGGUCAAAUGUCAAGGUCACAUUGACCGUGUAGGUAAAAACGGUUGCUGAUCAAUAACUUAAGAACGCUUAGGCCUAGGAACUUCAAACUAUGUAUGAUGAUUGGUCAUGACCAGCAGAUGACCCCUAUUAAUUUUGGGGUCAGGGGUCAAAGGUCAAGGUCACAUUGACCUUGUAGGUAAAAACGGUUUCCGAUCAAUAACUAAAGAACGCUUAGGCCUAGGAACUUCAAACUUGGUAUGGUGAUUGGUCAUGACCAGUAGAUGACCCCUAUUGAUUUUGGGGUCAAGGGGUCAAAGGUCAAGGUCGCAGAUGACGCAAGCUCAACAACUCAAGUUGCCUUGGUUGAUAUUUUUAUAUUAAAUUAAAAAUGCUUUAGGUAUACACAUUUGAAGGUCUUAUGUAAUAUAACAACUUGGCUGUCAUUAAUGAGGCCUGCAUGAUUCAUAACAUUUUUGCAUAUAUUAUUUGGUAAGAUUUGUAAUAACUUAAAUUGCUGCACACAACCUAUGGGGUCACAAUAAUUAUAACCUUGUGACUGGUCAUGACCAGUAGAUACUAGAUAACCCUUAUUAAUUUUUUAUCAUUGGGUCAGAAGUCAUGCAUAAUAACCUGAUCACAUGACUAAUUGGCUGCAGAUAGGGGCCGGGCAUACAUGUUUCACAAACAUAUCUUGUUAUAAUAAUUAUUCUUUAUGAUAUAAUGCACUUCCUACAAAUUUUUUUUAUGUCUUUUCAACACAUCAUUUCAUAUUCACUCUCAUUACCUCAUUAUUGAUAUAAUGUUAUCCAUUAACCUACAAUAACUAGUCAUUAAACUACACUAUAGUGAUGGGUUUCUUUUUCCCGCUCAUUAUUUAAUCGGCACGCAUGCGCAUAGCAGAUAGACAUGCAGUCGAUUACUUCUGAUUUUAUAAUGAAUUUGCUGUCUCUGUGUGUUUUACAGGUGUUUCACUUAUAUGAGUAAAUUGAAAUAAUAUUAUGUUCAUUCUUUAAUAUUUCAUUGAUCAUUUGUUUUCAGGAUUUGUGGUUUAUGUAUAUUUCUGGAGUUUAUAACAGGUAGAAAGUAUUCUGAAUAGAGUUGUUGGGGGGUUUUCAAAGCUAAUCAUUGAGUAUAAACAAACUUUUACAGUUUAAGCUUCAAAAUAAGCGCAACAAUAUAACGGUAAAAGUUUGUUCCGGUGAUUAGCUUGGAAAACCCCAUAUUUGUCGAGUUCCGGAUAACAUCUAUUUGUUGUAUUUCUUAUAUAUAAAUUUACUCUGUACAUAAUAACAUUCCAAAAACACAGGAAAGAAAUAACGACCCAUCAGUUGGUAUACGAUUGUCAAAUGUAAUGGGAUAUGACUCGUCUGCUAUAAAACAAAUUGAACUUGACGAAAUUCUGCAUUUUGGAAUUUCUGGCAAAUGGAGAGCAACAAAAACAGUAGUUGAUAAUCAGACUCGGUAUUAUUCAGAAUGUUCCUGGGAGAUACGUUCCUCAAGUACCCCCCCCCCCCCCCACUAGCAACGGCAUAAACGUUAUCCAGUUAUCAACAAUAGAACUAUUUAAUGAUGCUUUUAAUGUAUUUGUCUUAAUAAGCUACCUUAAUUCGUUUGAUAAAUGAUUAAUAUGGUUAAUAAAAAUUACAUACUUGUAUUAAAAGCUUCAUUGUUUUAAAUUGUUGCAUUGUUAAUUUCAUUAUGUUAUUUAGAAAUAGAUAUUAUAUCAUUAAGUGCUUUUAGCAAAAUGUUUCUUUUUUCGUUUUAUAUACAUGUACUUUGUACUAAAGUAUGUUAUAAUAUAUGUUUUUUUUUUAUUUUUGUUGACCGUUUGAAUGUAUGCAUAUAUAGAUAAUACGUACUGUGUACGAAUGGGUCCGAAUGUAUUUCAAAAUAAAAUCUUGUAAUAAAUA